AUGAGACAAAUGUAUGCAUUUCGAUUAGGGUCGUAUUCUAUGGUUACGAUUCUACUCUACCAGAUAUGUCUUUUUGAUUCCGUCGAAAAUAGAUUUUACGGUAUAGGCGCGCCUCCCCCUCUAUGCCUUGCGGUAAUGAUUCCUCUGGCAUUACGACCUUUACCACAACGGUGCCGUCCAUGGAUCAAUUUAUUUCGUGGAUUGGAUUUCACUUGCCUGUCUACGGUUCCCUUGCGUGUGCUCGGGAUAGGUGUUUUGUAUAAAUGUUUCGCCGUAUUAUUAAGUAUUCUCCUUGAGUUCGUUUCUCUAUCUAGAAGUGGAAUAGAAUAA
This is a messenger RNA of Zea mays, 330 nucleotides long. The record is from the annotation of a RefSeq genome assembly. NCBI's taxonomy places the organism in Eukaryota, Viridiplantae, Streptophyta, Magnoliopsida, Poales, Poaceae.